Molecule: messenger RNA, 5002 nt
Organism: Coregonus clupeaformis (lake whitefish)
Lineage: Eukaryota; Metazoa; Chordata; Actinopteri; Salmoniformes; Salmonidae
Product: protein lin-54 homolog
Exons: 15
Coding region: 586-2979 (797 amino acids)
Biological process (GO): regulation of DNA-templated transcription
Cellular component (GO): nucleus
Source: RefSeq, a predicted model, not a curated record
UUUACUCGCCCUAGCAUUAGCGUUAUGUAGACCGUUGGUGACUGUAACUGUGCUGCUGGCAACAAUUUAAUUACGUUUUUUGUCGACGUUUACUGAAACCUGUCAUAUUCAACGGGUAUUGCGCGUUCGUAAAUUCAUUAAUUAUUCUGCGCUCUGGCACACUCUGACGAGAGCGCUCAGAAAUCGGAGUAUAUAGCCAGAGUUAAUUUACGAACGCACUGCUUUGUUGUAGCGCUAUCAAGCGCUAAGAGCGAGGCCGGAAGUAGUUCGAUGACGCGCCAUGUUGUUGUCAAGGAGGGCGUGACGUUAUUAUGGGAUGGUAGGGGUGAAAUGGCGCUAGGCGCGGUAUUUUGAACAAUCGUCUACGUUUCUGUGCGUUUUACCGAGAUGUUGCUCCGCCUGUACGGAACGGCGAAGGAGUGUGUGCGUUAACACGUUUUGAGUCAAGUAUUGCACGGAGGGGAAAAACAAGCCACUUAACUGAUGACGAGGUGAAAAUGGCGGAUCUUUCGAAAUCCAACCCCGGCCUGAAAAUAGAAACGUAGCUAGCUGUGACUGAGUUGAGCUGAGUGUAAACCUGCAGACAUGGACGUGGUGUCGCCAGAGCUGAACAUCCUCCUCCCUGACGAGAUAAUGGACACAGAGGCCAUCGUCAUGGACGACGACCCUCCCUCAGAGUCCCCUGCAGCCUCUGGCCAAUCACAGCCCAGCGACAAUGCACCAAUCCCCAUGGAAACAGAUGUGCCCGCCGUCCCAGAGAUCGUUAGCCUGUGUUCGAAUGCCCCUCCGACCCAGCGGACCCAGGCCCUGACCACCUCCAUCACCACAGACUCCACCCUCUGUAGCACCACCUCCGCCACCCAGCUCCUCCUCACCCCCUCCAUACCUUCAUCCUCCCCCCUCACCCUCCGACCCACCACAGCCUCCACCCUCACCUCCACCACCCCCAAAACCACCAGCAGCCCGGCCGGGGUCAGUCUCACCUCGGGGGGCUUACAGAAGCUCUCAGCUCCCUUCAUCCUCUCAGCCAACCACCAGAUCGUCCUCAAUAAGGUGGCCUCAUCCCCGGGAGCAGACACCACCAGGUACCCAGGCAUCACCACCACAACUACCACCACCACUCCAGGGGGCCAGAAGUUCAUGGUGACGGCCAUAGGCAAGUCAGGCCAGUCUAUUGUGCUGCAGCUGCCCCACACGGGCUCCAAGCCUGGCUCAGGGCAGGGGGAGGCCAAGGCCCACCCGCAGCAUUUCAAGGUGGUGACGAUAGCGGGGAGGACAGACCUGAAGCCGGUCAUGGUGGGGCAGGCGGUCAGCUCGGCCAGUCAGGUGUCCACCCUGCAGGCCCAGCAGCUGAAGACUGUUCAGAUUGCAAAGAAAACGCAGGUGUCGUCAGCUGGGCCAAUCAAGUUCAUCAUCACUAAAGCUGUCAACAACAAAGGUCUGACCGCCCAGACAUCAGUAUCCAAUGUCAUUACAGGUCGAGUCCUGUCCACGAGCAGCCCAGUGACUCCCCCGCGGACCAUCACCCUCUCUGAGACCCUCAGCACCAGCAGCAAGAUUGCCAUUUCCCCGCUCAAGUCACCUAGCAAGUUGACAGUGGUGUCGGUGGCCUCCCAGGUCCCCAACUCCCCUCAGAAGUCAGUGUCUCUGCCGCUCAACAUGGCCCACCUUGGACAUCAGAUACUAGUACAACAGUCUACAGCCACCUCCCCAGCCAAGCCAAUGAAGCCGGUGCAGACUGUGACGGUGGGCGGCCCCCAGUUUAAGACCAUCUUCCCCCACUCCACCUCGUCCAACGUGCAGCAGAUCCAGGUGCCAGGCAGCCGCUUCCACUACGUCAGGCUGGUCACUGCCACCACGGGCAGCAGCACGGGACAGGCUGGCAGCCACAGCACCAUCUCAUCCAUGACAGCCAAGCCCAUGGUGGUCAACACAGCCCAAGUCAGGAUGUCUGUCCCCUUCAUCCCAGCACAGACCAUGAAGCAGGUGGUGCCCAAGCCCCUGACAUCGUCGGGCCAGGUGCUGACAACCCAGACACAGCAGAGGUUGAUCAUGCCCGCCACGCCCCUGCCCCAGAUCCAGCCGAACCUCACCAACCUACCUCCGGGCACCGUGCUAGCGCCUGGGUCUGGGAACAUGGGCUACGCUGUGCUGCCCGCACAUUAUGUCACACAGCUCCAACAGUCUGCGUAUGUGACUUUGGCCAGCAGCUCUGGGUUCUCCACCCCUACAGGCAUCCAGACUCAGGCCAGACUGCCUCUCAACGGCUUAUCAACAUCAGACGCUGCCUCCAGACCACGGAAGUCCUGCAACUGCAACAAGUCUCAGUGUCUCAAACUGUACUGUGACUGCUUUGCCAACGGGGAGUUCUGUCAGAGCUGUAAUUGUACCAACUGCUUCAACAACCUGGAACACGAGACCGAGCGAGCUAAAGCCAUCAAGGCGUGUCUGGACCGUAACCCGGAGGCGUUCAAGCCGAAGAUCGGUAAAGGUAAAGAGGGCGAGUCGGAUCGCAGACACAGCAAAGGCUGCAACUGUAAACGCUCAGGCUGCCUGAAGAACUACUGCGAGUGUUACGAGGCCAAGAUCAUGUGCUCGUCUAACUGUAAGUGUGUUGGCUGUAAGAACUUUGAGGAGAGCCCUGAGAGGAAGACUCUGAUGCACCUGGCUGAUGCAGCUGAGGUCAGAGUUCAACAACAGACGGCAGCCAAGACCAAGCUGUCGUCACAGAUCUCAGACCUGCUCACAAGGACCACCCCCGCCAUCACCAGCGGAGGGGGGAGGAUGCCCUUUACGUUUGUGACGAAGAAGGUGGCAGAGGCGACGUGUGAAUGUCUGCUGGAGCAGGCUGAGCAGGCAGAGCUGAUCCAGCAGCCCCAGGCCACCGCAGAGAGGAUGAUCCUGGAAGAGUUUGGACGCUGCCUCAUGAGGAUCAUUAGCUCAGCGGGCAAGACGGACUGUCCCUCCAUCAACUGCUAGGGCAGGUCCAUGGGCUCGCUGUCUGCAUGUCUCUCACCCAGCCCAGUGAAAACUAGUGCUGGGAGACUAGAAGGAAAUGGUGGCCUCCUCUCUCCCCCAGCUUCAGAGCUAAACAUUGGGAGUGGUAGUGGUCCUUGGUUUCUCUGCCUCCCGGGCUAGCUAACCGCCCAGUCUCAGAGAUGAACAGUGGGUCUGUGUGAUGAGGGGAGUCGGCCCUGGGCGCCGUCUCUCUCGCCCACCCUCUGGGCAAAGCAUUGGGAGAGGAGUGGACUGUCUGUCUGCUCCACUAACUGCUAGCCAUGCCCAUGUGCGCUCUCGCUCCCAUCCCGAUAGCGCUAGCAUUGGAUAGGGUGGAGAGUGGUGCACAGUCCCGUCAAUUGUUAGCUAGCUAGACCCAGCCAGCAAGCACCAGGAGGCAAGGACAUCCCUGUGCACUGCUCACCGCUUACCCACCCUCAUAGAUCUAGUGUUGGGAGGACAUUAAUUGCUCUGGAGCUGGUGCUUCUUCUUCUUUACAGUUAGUGGGAAUAGCCUUGGCAUAGCCUUGGCUGAAGGAAGGGGCUCUCCCCAUGCCCCCCUGUACCCUGAAAAAAUAAGGAUUGUGGGAGAGACUCACCAGAGAAAGAGGUGCAAGGGGGAGCAAACUAAAGUUUGUUUGUGUUUUGGGAAGGGGGGGUUGUUUUAGACUUGCCAUGUACACUUUUUGAUACUAGGAAUUUUUACAGUUUUUUCCCCCUUCUAUUUUCUUAUCACCUCAUUUCUUUUUCUCCAUCUUAUUAUGGCUCGUUUGCAUAUGUCCCUCUCUUUCGCCCUCUCCCUCUGUUUUAAUCAUUUCUGAUGAUUCUGGAUGCAGACAGGGAAAGAAGUCACAUUCUGGCUGUGUAUUCUUUAGGUAGUAACCCAGGUUCUAAUCAUGAUGCCGAUCUCCCUACAGUAGCUAGCUUAUACUGUAACCCACAAUAUGCUCACGUUACCCACUAUUUAUUUUCCUCAACCUCCGUUUCAACUUGUGCUCAGAGCUUAGCAAAAUAUCUAGGAACAACUAACAAAUUCCCACUUUAAUUUAAUCACGGAUUAGGAUUCCAUUUGCCAUUUUAAACGACUAAAUAGUAUCUAUUUGGAUUGACUUUCACCAAUCUUUUGGUAUGGUGGGUUUUGUUCAAUGGGGGUGUUUUGGGGUAGCGUAGUCCUGUUUCUGACACAUUCAGAAAGGGUAAGGUUUCACGAUAUCAAAUCCAAGUUAUUCGCUCUACUAAAGUACUUAUGGCUUAUAGUACUCUAAAUUAAUUGGCAAGGUAUGAAAGUUGUCUACUUUUAUUAGGGAAAGAUGAAUAUUGGAAUCUAGGUGCCCCUAUUUUUUUAUUUAUUUGUGAAUAUCAAGUUGCCUCUUUCCAGAAGCAUGGAGGACAGCGACAGCGCACACACACACACACACGUUGGAUCACCGUCAAGAACCAGGGGCAGAUUGUUCGAUUGGAUAAUGAGUCUAGUCAUAGUGUCACUGUAUGUCCGAAGCACUGCAAUUAUUUUAGCAUUGCAGAGUGCCUUUACGCUACAGUGAGCUGAUGCUUGGGCUUGGUAGCUUUGUGUUUUACUAAGUCAUCAUGGAUUACCAGGCAACACAUGAUUUUGCCUCUGUGUGUCGCACUGUAAUGCUACCCAUCAAGUGUGUGUGUUCAACGGCAUCUGGGUAGUGUUUGAAUAAAGAAAGUGAUGUUUUUAAGACCCUUUGGGUCAGUUAUUUCCCCCUCACAAAGCCAAUCCCUUUCUAUAUUUUUGUAUGUGUGUUGAGUGUAUUUGUGUGUGUGUGUGUGUUUUUUAAAACACUGAUAUUAGUUGUUGUAGCCUUAUUUCCCCCAGGAUACCUUUGCCUUACGUUCCCCACUCUGCUCAGGGCAUUGAAGGACUUUUACUACGUUGUCUGUCUAUUGUUCUUUUCCGCAAUGUUAUUGAAGACACACACUCACAUUAAAAAAAACUUCCAAGCAGGCGUUUGUUUACAAAUGACCCUUGUCCAAAAGGA